This is a messenger RNA of Orussus abietinus, 2421 nucleotides long. Its product is annotated as histone H3.3-like. Gene Ontology annotation, cellular component: nucleosome. Gene Ontology annotation, molecular function: protein heterodimerization activity; structural constituent of chromatin; DNA binding. Lineage: Eukaryota; Metazoa; Arthropoda; Insecta; Hymenoptera; Orussidae. The record is from RefSeq and is a predicted model, not a curated record. The transcript has 4 exons. Bases 254 to 679 code for a protein of 141 amino acids.
UGUCAAAAUGGUAUGUUAAAUAUUCGACACUUAACCUCGCCUUCCCGCGCAAAUUCGCUGCCAUUUGCGCUCACUCCGCUACACCAGUGUGCUCCAGUUUGAUAGUUUUGGCGGGAGGAGGAGUUUCACCGUUUGUUGACAAAUGUUAAUAAUUCGCUUCUGAUGACAGAGAUAUUUAUUGUAACUUGUUGUUUAAUUUUAAAAAUUCAUUAUAUACGUCGAAGAGAUAUAGCACUGUAAUAUAUCAGGCAGAAUGGUGAGACGAAAAGCAACAGCGAGUCCGCGUUCCGGUCGUUCCGAUGGUUCGAAUAAAGGCGCAUCAAGUGAAAAAUCCAGCCAUACAGUUGUUAUCGUCGAUAGGAAUCGGACGAAGCGACGGACAAUGCGAGUAUUGCAGGAAAUUAAACAUUUAAGAAGAACCACAAGAUUAUUGAUACCCAAAGCACCAUUUGCAAGACUCGUUAGAGAAAUAAUUAGAGAAUGUUUCCCUAGAUUAGAUGUUCAAAGGAUACAAGUAUCAGCUCUGGAAGCUCUACAAGAAGCAACUGAAAUGUACAUAACGCAGUUCUUUGAAGAUGCCAUGCUUUUAACGUUACAUGCAAAACGUGUUACACUUAUGCAAAGAGACAUGAUACUCAUGCGACGAUUGAGGGGCAGAGAUGACAUCAUUAACAGAUAAUGCUGUAGAACGAUCUUAAAGUAUUAUAAAAUGAGGUAUUUCAUGAUUUUUAAGAAGUGACCAAUUUCCAGUCAUUCGUUGUUUAACAGCUACAUCAAGAAAGACUAAUGAUACAGAGAUAUAAAUGUGCCUUUUACUAUAAGUCGCUGGAGAUAGCAAUUGCGAGAACAUUUUAAUUGACUGUAAUUAUAUUUAAUUACAUAUUGCACGUGACAUGUAUUUUGACUAUUGCUGGAAAUGAGUUUCUAAAUUAUUCUUAUCAAUAUAUUUAGUACUCUUGUUGAUUGUUCAGCAUCUGAGUUUUUAAGCAAACCAUGCACGUUUUAAAUAUUAGGUUGAUGUCAUUUUUUUUAACAUGUUAUGUUUUGUGUUAAAAACGCCAUGACUUAUGCAUCAACCUAAUAGUUUCACUUAAAUUGUAUAAUAAAACAAUAUUUUGUUCAUUGUAAUUGACAACGAAUAGUCAACAGGUUUAGAUCUUCUGCUACAAAUAAAUGCUCGAUAAAAUUAUUAACUAUUAACGAAGUGACGUCGAAUUCUUGAUGCAUCAGAUACGGGUUUUACAUUUACUGUAAAAGAAUUGAAUGUGUGCGAUGAAUAAAAUUUUUAUUUACGAGAAACAUUCAAACAUUUCAAUAGAGUUCUUAUUUCACCGUACGAAACUUUGGUAAAAUAUACAUUUUACGUUUCGUCACAAGUACCAAAUUCUUGGUACAUCAAAUGUACUGUACAGAAGUAUCUCAAAGUAACUCGAUUUAGCUCUAACCCGAUUACAUGGCAGUAGAGUCGCUCCUCCGAUACGCAUAAACAAAAUAAUUAAAUACGGAAUUAUGAUCUAACUAUUAAAUACAUACAAUACAUUAAUUAAAUAUGAUUAUGUUAAAUAAUACAUACACAGUAACGCAACCCACCGUUAACAUCAAAACUUCGUGCGUAUCCAUUGGGGUUAGCUGCAAUAAAAACAACCGUCGUUCACAACCGACAUCCGGCAACAAAUACAAUAGAGACAAAAUGUCGUUAUCCUAAAGGGAUUGCCUAGAAAAAGAAAUAGCGUAUUAAAAAAUAAAAUACUAGUCAACUAUAUAAAAUUAUUCGUCUAUAAUACAAAUAGAGUGGGGAAAUAUAAAAGGCACUUGAAAUACAGCACAGGCCGAGCUUAAAAAAACCUUUCGCCUAGAUACUCGUAAGAAAUAGAAUGUUCGUCGAUUAACGUGCAACUUACGAAGAAGGCACUGAAGGCACAACAAUAGUUAUCGUACUGUCAUUACUAUAGUAAAGGUGUCUCGCUUGGAAGUUGAAUAAACACCUAAGGCACUGACAGGGCUGGGUAAAGUGAGCUACUUGAAAUAAAUCCUACGAGACAUUUCGAGUUCUUUUUUUUUAUAAAAAAAUUAUUUAAAAUACCUACUCGUCACAUAAAAAAGACAUUAAGUACGAAAUAUUUGAAAUAAUGAUUUUCAAGUAAACGAUUCAACGCGCGUGUCCAUUGUCAGUAUAUUGAUUACGUAUAAUUUUGCAUUAUUCCAUCUUGCGUCGUCUGCUUGAUACAAGUAUCUCUCUGCGCUACAUGAAAUAAGUAUUCGAAAUGUACACCGAAACCACCGAAGGGAUUUCAUUUUAAAUAAUGCCCAGCCCUGAACAGAGUGUGCUCACAAUUCCGAACGCGUAAGAAACUCUUUCGGAUUAUUUUAUACAAUAAAAAUUAAAUAACAAGUCUUUAUCACGGUGACCAAAGGCUGAGC